Molecule: messenger RNA, 4368 nt
Organism: Striga asiatica
Lineage: Eukaryota; Viridiplantae; Streptophyta; Magnoliopsida; Lamiales; Orobanchaceae
Source: the annotation of a GenBank genome assembly
AUGUCGGUGAAGCAACGGCGACUCCAUACCGAUGUCUUUGUAUUAUGCAUGGAGCGGCUGGCGCAAACAAUUAAUCGGGAGUGCAGAUCAAUGGCAGUUUCAGAAGAAGAAUCUUCAUCCGCUUCGUCUUCACGGCCGCACUUGAAGAAUAACGCCGACGCUUUUUAUUUAGCCAAGACAGUCCUCAGAGGCAGCGUCAUUCUUCAGGCUCUCUGCGGUCACUUCCGCUUCCCCACCUCUCAAGAUGUUGUCCUCGGCAAGGAGACAUCGAUAGAGCUGGUGAUAAUUGAUGAAGAUGGCAUCGUUCAAUCCAUAUCUGAACAGCCGGUGUUUGGUACAAUCAAGGAUCUCGCCAUACUUCCCUGGAAUGAGAAGUACCAAGUGCAGAGCCCAAAGAUGCUGGGGAAGGAUAUGUUACUUGUCAUUUCUGAUUCCGGAAAGCUUUCGUUCUUAACGUUUUGCAAUGAAAUGCACAGGUUCCUCGUGUUAAGCCAUGUUCAAAUUUCUGGUCCUGGGAACUCGAGGCAUCAGGUUGGGAGGAUGCUAGCCGUUGAUUCCAGUGGCUGUUUUAUUGCUGUCAGUGCGUAUGAGGAUCAGUUGGCUAUUUUCGCACUUUCAAUGUCCCAAAGCGGUGAUUUCAUUGAUAAGAAAAUCUUCUGUCCUUCUGAGAAAGAUGGGCGCCUCAAAACUGCCAGAGGUACUACUAAUAUUUCUGGCACUAUAUGGAGCAUGUGUUUCAUAUCACAAGAUUAUCAUCAGCCUAACAAGGCGUGCAAGCCUGUAGUAGCCAUUCUUCUGAAUAGGUGGGGAUCUUUUUAUAGGAAUGAGCUUCUGUUGUUGGAAUGGAAUAUUGAGGAACAACAUGUCCAUGUGGUAUAUCAGUUUGCAGAAGCUGGACCUUUAGCAUAUCAUAUAGUUGAGGUCCCUCAUUUACAUGGAUUUGCCUUUCUGUUUAGGGCUGGUGAUAUUGUCCUUAUGGAUUUCAGGAACGUCCACAGCCCUUCUUGUGUCUAUAGGACAAGCUUAAAUAUCUCGCUAAUGGAGGACAAGAAACUUAGCAAUAUCAUAAGAAUACCUGAUAUUAUGGAUGAGGAAGGUAUUUAUAAUGUUGCUGCCUCUGCUUUGCUGGAGCUUGGUGACAUAAAUAAAAGUGACGAUCCAAUGAAUAUUGAUGAUUAUAGUAGCGUGCAACCUAGUCGCAAUCAUGUAUGCUCAUGGAGUUGGGAACCUAGUUCUGAACACGGUCCUAGGAUAAUAUUUAGUAUUGACUCUGGAGAGUUGUAUGCUAUUGAAGUGCUUUUUGAGACUGAUGGGCUCAGAGUAAAUUUAUCAGAUUGUCUUUAUAAAGGCCUACCAUCCAAUGCCCUGUUGUGGCUUGAUGGUGGUUUUGUGGCUGCCAUUGUUGACAUGGCUGAUGGGAUGGUCUUAAAAUUUGAAGAGGGAUUUCUACAAUACAAAAGCCCUAUUCAGAACAUUGCACCAAUCUUGGAUAUGUGCAUUGUUGAUUAUCCUAAUGAGAGACAUGAUCAAAUAUUUGCCUGUUCUGGGAUGGCAUCCGAGGGAUCCUUGCGGAUUAUUCGAAGCGGCAUAAGUGUUGAAAAAUUGUUAAAAACUGCUCCAAUUUAUCAAGGUGUAACUGAUACAUGGACCAUCAAAAUGAAAUUUUCCGAUCCUUAUCAUUCUUUUCUUGUACUAUCAUUUGUUGAGGAAACCAGGGUUCUUUCUGUUGGUCUCAGUUUUUAUGAUGUAACUGAAUCAGUUGGUUUUCAGCCUGAUGUCUGUACAUUGGCUUGUGGUAUUGUGGCUGAUGGCGUGCUUGUCCAAAUUCACCAAUGCGGAGUUAAACUUUGUUUGCCUGCUGGAACUAGUCAUUCCAAUGGCACUCCUUUGUCAUCUCCAAUAUGCACCUCAUGGCUGCCUGAUAAUAUGACCAUAAGUCUUGGAGCUGUCGGCCAUGACAUGAUAGUUGUGGCAACAUCAAGCCCUUGCUUUUUAUUCAUCCUUGGCGUUAGAUCUUCAAUGGAAUAUAAUUAUGAAGUUUAUCAGAUACACUGUGUAAAAUUACAGAACGAGUUGUCGUGUAUUUCCAUACCUCGAAAGGACCUCGGACUGAAUCGUGUUUUGAUGGGUUAUGCAGCUGACAACCAUGUGACAUCAUUUGCCUCUGGAAACCAUUUUGACUGUUUGUUCGUUAUUGGUACUCAUAAACCUUCGGUAGAAGUUGUAUCCUUUACACGUGAUAAGGGACUUCAAGUUCAUGCCAUAGGAAUCAUUUCAUUAAUGAACACCAUGGGAACUACUAUCAGUGGAUGUGUCCCCCAAGAUGUAAGGCUUGUCUUAGUUGAUCAUUUGUAUGUCCUGUCAGGACUGAGAAAUGGAAUGUUACUUAGGUUUGAGUGGCCUAGUGCUGCUAAAUUAUCUACAUCUGGACCACCUGGUCCACAAACUGUUGCUAGUUCCAGCGCAGUGGACCUCCAUGUGUUGUCAAAUUCAGAAUCUCCAAAUAAUAAGGUGUUCCUGUACAAAACAUGUGGCAAGACUGAAAGAGAGUUACCUGUAAAUCUUGAGCUUAUUGCUGUACGCCGUAUUGGUAUUACACCCGUUUUCUUGGUACCACUGAGUGAUGCACUUGAUGCCGAUGUGAUUGCUCUCAGUGAUAGGCCUUGGUUAUUACAGAGUGCAAGGCACAGCCUCUCUUAUACAUCCAUCUCCUUCCAGCCUUCCACUCAUGCAACCCCUGUGUGUUCAGUUGAAUGCCUCAGUGGAAUUUUAUUUGUUGCAGAUAACUGCCUGCAUUUGGUGGAAAUGGUGCCAAGUAAGAGACUUAAUGUGCAGAAAUUUCAUCUUGGGGGCACUCCAAGGAAAGUUCUAUAUCAUAAUGAAAGCAGAUUGUUGCUUGUCAUGAGGACAGAACUAGAUAACGAUUCAUGGUCGUCUGAUGUUUGCUUUGUGGAUCCUUUGAGUGGUGCUAUCUUUUCAUCUUUUAAAUUUGAACCUGGGGAGACAGGUAAGUGCAUGGAGUUUGUAAAAGUUGGAAAUGAGUACGUGCUGGUGAUUGGAACUAGCCUAUCUGCUGGACCAGCUAUAAUGCCUAGUGGAGAAGCUGAAAGUACUAAAGGCCGCCUGGUGGUUCUCUGCCUUGAGCACAUGCAAAAUUCAGACAGUGGUUCUGUUACCCAACGAAAUUCACCUGGUGGUGGCUAUGCUGCAGAGCAAUUUUCUAACAGUAGUCUCUGCAGCAGCCCAGAUGAUAAUAACAGCUGUGAUGGAAUCAAACUUGAAGAAACCGAAGCUUGGCAUUUUCGCUUAGCUUUUUCAACCCCCUGGCCAGGGAUGGUCAUUGCUGUCUGUCCUUAUCUUGACCGUUAUUUCUUAGCCUCUGCCGGUAAUUCUUUUUAUGUUUGCGCGUUUCCAAAUGAUAACACUCAAAGGGUGAGAAGAUUGGCUGUGGGCAGAACUCGGUUUACUAUUAUGACUCUGACUGCACAUUUCACCAGGAUAGCUGUUGGUGAUUGCCGUGAUGGUGUUCUUUUCUAUUCAUACCAAGAGGAUUCGAGAAAACUGGAGCAAGUUUAUUGUGAUCCUGUUCAGAGGCUUGUUGCUGAUUGUGUUCUUGUGGAUGUUGAUACUGCCUUCAUUUCAGAUCGGAAGGGAAGCAUUGUUGUCAUGUCAUGUGCAAAUUAUUUAGAAGAUAAUGUAAGUCCAGAACGCAACUUGACUCUAAGUUGUUCAUAUUAUAUGGGUGAGAUUGCCAUGAGCAUGAGAAAGGGAUCAUUCUCAUACAAACUCCCAGCUGAUGAUAUGUUGAAGGAUUCUGAUGGCGCUAAUAAUAAUGUUAAAUCGUCGCGCAACUGUAUCAUGGCAUCAACGCUAUUGGGGAGCAUAGUAACCUUCAUCCCAGUGGCAAGAGAGGAAUAUGAGCUAUUAAAACAUGUCCAGGCUAGGCUAGUGGAGAACCCUCUUACUGCUCCUAUUUUGGGAAAUGAUCACAGUGAGUUCAGAAGCCGUGAAAGUCGGGCCGGAAUACCCAAGAUGCUCGAUGGUGACAUUUUGGCGCAAUUCUUGGAGCUCACAAGCUUGCAGCAACAGGACGUGUUGGCACCUCCAACCACCAUUAUGUCCAGCUCCAAAUCAUCCACGCGAGUUAUGAUCUCCAUUCCCUUUGUGGCUCUUUGCUCUGCUCCCAAAGCAUGGAAAUUUGUUGACUGGGCGUUAAGCAGAUUGAGUUUCAAUGAUUAUGAGAAAUGUACCCCCGUCAUCAUGUGGGCAAUGCAAAUCCUUGUACAGGGUCUCCAAAGUUUUGGGUUAUGGAAACAAGGCCAUUCUCACCCUACUUCCUUCUUACAACAAGCUCCUUGCCGUGAAUAA